This is a messenger RNA of Leptopilina heterotoma, 1032 nucleotides long. RefSeq names its product Y' element ATP-dependent helicase YEL077C-like. The record is from RefSeq and is a predicted model, not a curated record. Bases 1 to 1032 code for a protein of 343 amino acids. NCBI's taxonomy places the organism in Eukaryota, Metazoa, Arthropoda, Insecta, Hymenoptera, Figitidae. The transcript has 2 exons.
AUGAUCACAAACACGGACACAAACACGGUCACAAGCACGGUCACCACCACGGACAUCACCACGGUCACCAUCACGAACACCACUCGAAACACGAACACCACGAGGAACACAAACAUCACGGCGAACACCAUCACCACCACAAACACGCCCAUAAAAACGAGCACCAUCACCACCACGAUCAUCACCACGUCAACGAACACCACCACCAUCACACCCACAAAGAAAAAGAAAGUCACCACCACCACCACGGUCACGAGCACAAAGAGGAACACAAACACGGUCACAAACACGGACACCAUCACGGUCACCACCAUCACCACAAACACGGACACCACGAGAAACACCACCAUGGCCACCACGAGGAACACAAACACAAGCACGGCGAGGAACACAAACACGGACACCACCAUCACCACAAACACGGCCACCACGAAGACCACCAUCACAAGCACGGACACCACCACAAACACGGACAUCACGAACACCACAAGCACGCACGGUCAUCACCACAAACACGGACAUAAGGAGGACCACCACCAUCAUCAUCACGAGGACCACAAACACCAUCACCAUGAGGAUCACAAGCACCACCAUCACGAGCAUCACAAACACGGACAUCAUCACAAACAGGAACACAAACACGGACACGACCACAAACAUCAUCACGAUCAUCAUGAACACCACAAGCAUCAUGAGGAUCAUAAACAUCACGAGGGACACAAACACAAGCACGAUCAUCAUCAUGGCCACAAACAUCAUCAUGACGAUCAUCACAAGCACAAGCAUCAUGAGGAUCAUCAUCACAAGCAUCACGAGGAUCAUCAUCAUCAUGAGUUUGAGAAACAUUUACAUCAUUCGCACGGUCAUAAGGGUUUCGAAAAUAGUUUCGGUGGCGCGCCACCUAUUGGGGAGUAUAUCUUUCCCGAUGCGAGUAUACCAAUUGGUUCGAAGACAACGCCUAUUGUAGCGCCGAAAUUUGUCAAGAAUUUGAAGAUUGUCGAGAGCAGUAGUCCCUUCCCGACGCGAAUAUGA